CCGCCCGCCCUGGGCUUUCCAUGGAGCCUCCUCCUCGGCGGCGGCUGGGCCGCGCGGUUCCUUUAAGAGCUGGCCUACGUGGCAGUCAGUCGCAAGGCGAGUGUGCAACAGCCCCGCUACUUCCUGUGCAGCCUUUUGCAGCCAGCAGCGGGCUGGGGUGGGGGUGCGUGUGUGAGUCGGCCCGGGCUCCCAGGCGCUGAGCAGCCACCCAGCCCGCCCUGCGCCCUCCCUCCUCCCCAGCAGCACAUCUGCAGCAGCAGCAGCAGCCCCCUCUCCGCUGGCAGCCAUGGGGCAGAACGAUCUCAUGAGCAGCGCGGAGGAUUUUGCGGACCAGGUUUCUUGCAGCAUUGCCAAACACAGAGAAUUGCAGGAUCCUGACCAGGGCUGUUCAUCUCGACUAACUACAUCUAUCUCUUCUCUCCUUCUCGAUUUCCUGGUUCUUACGCGUGACGAAACAGUACCUCCCCCACGUGGCCCGCCUCUGCCUGAUCAGCACGUUUCUCGAAGACGGCAUCCGGAUGUGGUUCCAGUGGAGCGAGCAGAGAGACUACAUCGACGCCACGUGGAACUGUGGCUACCUCUUGGCCUCCGUCUUCGUGUUCCUAAAUCUCUUCGGACAGUUAAGUGGCUGCAUCCUUGUGCUGAGUAGGAACUUCGUCCAGUAUGCCUGCUUUGGAUUAUUUGGAAUUAUAGCAUUACAGACAAUUGCAUACAGCAUUUUAUGGGAUCUGAAGUUUCUAAUGAGGAACCUCGCACUUGGGGGUGGUCUGUUGCUGCUGCUGGCCGAGUCGCGGUCGGAGGGGAAGAGCAUGUUCGCCGGCGUGCCCACCAUGCGGGAGAGUUCGCCCAAGCAGUACAUGCAGCUCGGGGGCCGUGUGCUGCUAGUCCUCAUGUUUAUGACGCUCCUGCAUUUCGACGUUAGCUUCUUCUCGAUUCUCCAAAACAUCGUGGGCACGGCCCUGAUCAUCCUGGUAGCCAUCGGCUUCAAGACCAAACUAGCAGCCCUCACCCUGGUCAUCUGGCUCUUCGCCAUCAACAUCUACUUCAACGCCUUCUGGACCAUUCCGGCCUACAAGCCGAUGCACGACUUCCUCAAGUACGAUUUCUUCCAGACCAUGUCGGUCAUCGGGGGCCUUCUCCUUGUGGUGGCCCUGGGGCCCGGCGGCGUGUCCAUGGACGAGAAGAAAAAAGAAUGGUAGAAGAGGCAAGAAGACCCAUCAUCUCGGGAGCCUGGGGACUGACUCUCCCUAUGGAUUCACCGGGAAAGAGAAAAGGAACUGCCAGCAUUUACAAAGACGUGCCUGCCUUCCCUCGUUCAAGGCACAGCAAAUUUUUAUUUUGACAACCGCACUGAUAAUCCGAUACUCGAUCACUUCUCAUCACGGAACAUUUGCCUGGGGCUGCUGUUGCCUUCCCCCCCCACCCCCCCAACCGAUAAUUUCCAAAAAUUCGAUGACGCUGCUGCUUCGCCAGCACUGGGUGGGUCCUCCGCCAUCUGCCGCCUUUCAGAUCCUCAAUGGGUUUUUUAAAAAAAGGGUUUUAAACUACUGUGAUCAGAUAUCCUGUUGUAUACUUUCCCAUACGAUGGUGUUCCAUCUCUUUUUUUUUUUUUGGUUCUGUUUACAUCGUUCUUGUAAUUAAACAAAGUCACUUCCUGA
Molecule: messenger RNA, 1658 nt
Organism: Hemicordylus capensis (graceful crag lizard)
Lineage: Eukaryota; Metazoa; Chordata; Lepidosauria; Squamata; Cordylidae
Gene: SURF4
Product: surfeit 4
Exons: 7
Coding region: 519-1199 (226 amino acids)
Biological process (GO): Golgi organization
Cellular component (GO): membrane; endoplasmic reticulum; endoplasmic reticulum-Golgi intermediate compartment
Source: RefSeq, a predicted model, not a curated record